This is a messenger RNA of Rhinocladiella mackenziei CBS 650.93, 1662 nucleotides long. RefSeq lists its product as uncharacterized. Bases 1 to 1662 code for a protein of 553 amino acids. Gene Ontology annotation, cellular component: endosome; clathrin vesicle coat; plasma membrane. The record is from RefSeq and is a predicted model, not a curated record. The transcript is spliced from 5 exons. Gene Ontology annotation, biological process: Golgi to endosome transport; endocytosis. Gene Ontology annotation, molecular function: phospholipid binding; clathrin binding. NCBI's taxonomy places the organism in Eukaryota, Fungi, Ascomycota, Eurotiomycetes, Chaetothyriales, Herpotrichiellaceae.
AUGGAUUUCGAAAGUCUCAAAAAUCAGGUCAGCAACUUGACCCUUUAUGAUAUCAAGGCGGGUGUUCGUAAAGUGCAAAAUGCCGUCAUGAAUCUGACCGAGAUGGAGGCAAAGGUUCGAGAAGCCACAAACGGGGAUCCUUGGGGAGCGUCGGCCACUUUAAUGCAGGAGAUUGCUCAAGGCACACACAACUACCAACAACUGAAUGAGAUCAUGCCCAUGAUCUACAAACGAUUCACGGACAAGACUGCGGAAGAGUGGAGGCAGAUAUACAAAGCACUGCAGUUGCUGGAAUUCCUCUGCAAAAACGGCUCGGAGCGGGUCAUUGAUGACGCCAGAUCACACCUGUCCCUCCUACGGAUGCUCCGACAAUUUCACUAUAUCGAUCAGAACGGCAAAGAUCAAGGUGUCAAUGUCCGAAACAGAUCUGCAGAGCUGGUCAAGCUAUUGAGUGAUGUGGACACCAUCCGAGCAGAGAGGAAAAAGGCGCGAGCCAACAGGAACAAAUAUGGCGGAGUGGAAGGCGGAAUGGGCAUGGGCAGCGGUUUCUCGAGCGGAAGUCGAUAUGGUGGCUUCGGAAGCGACACUGGCGGAUUUGGUGGCUAUCAAGGAGAGGUCUAUGGUGAUGGCGGCGGUUUCGGCGGGCGUGAGACGGACUUCUCUGGCACCCAGCGCCGAGGAGACCAAUUUGAAGAAUAUGACGAGGCUGACGAAAUAGAAACGACAAAACCGACAGCUACACGGACGGCACCAACGACGGCCGCGAAACGAGAUCCGCCCCAACCGAAAGAACCAGAGCAGGAUCUCUUUGAUUUCGGCGAUGAACCACCCACGACUACAUCUAAUGGCAAAGCUUCAGCUACUUCUUCCAGCGGCCUCGACAAUUUGGGGGGAAUGCAGAGAAGUUCUGCAAAUGACGACGACGACGACUUUGAUGACUUUCAAUCAGCAACCAGUCCAGCAGCAGCGCAACCUGCCGCCAAUCCUUUGGCAGCCAUUACUCCUCCACCUGCCACUUCGACGACGACGUCAGCGACUCAAUUCGCCGCCCCCAAGCCUGUGGCUCCCGGACAAGCCGCGAAUCUCAACAAUAUCUUCUCUACUGCAUCGCCGGCUCCAUCGACAUCUUCUUCCAUAGUGUCUCCGGCGGCGUCGACGUCAACUUUCUCACCACCGCCACCGACACAGAAACCCCCUCAACCCCUACAGCCGGCCGGAGGGUACAAGCCUACGGGACCAAACUAUUUUACUUCGGUGCCCAUCUCGGUGAACCCGCAGCCUACUCCGACGUCAACCGCAUCAACACCCAUGAGUGGAGCUACCCCGUCAUAUACAUCCUCCACCUCAGCAGCUUCCCUGGGCAAACCCUCUCCCAAGCCCGUAUCGAGCGGCGGCAGCGGCGGCGGCGGCGAUGCCUUCGGAUCACUUUGGAAUACGGCAAGCAGCAAGGCCGGAGUCAAGAGCGCAUCUGGGCCACAAAAGGGGCCAGAUUUGGCGAGUAUGGCAAAGGCAAAGAGUCAGGCUGGAAUUUGGGGAGCAGCCUCCUCCGCGGCGGGCUCAACCCCAAGACCUAGUGCCACAACCCCGACUCCGAAUACCGCGUCAGGUCAGGGGAAGCCCAGUACACCACUGGGCAAUGGAUUGGAUGAUCUCCUUGGAUAG